Thelazia callipaeda (thelaziosis nematode) is the source of this 231-nucleotide messenger RNA. The record is from the annotation of a GenBank genome assembly. Lineage: Eukaryota; Metazoa; Nematoda; Chromadorea; Rhabditida; Thelaziidae.
AUGGUUGACCUAAAACAACAACUUGAUGUGCUGGAUUACUUUGGGCCUGUUGCAGUAUGGAUUUCAUUCUUUUCCAUAGUAUUCAUUAUUUCGGUAACUUGUAUACUUUGGUGUUGUGUAUCUGAAAGUGAUGAUAAAACUGUGUUUGCAAAGUGGGGUAUGGGGCCAAGGCAUCGACCAAAUACUAUGCUUCAGAAAUUUGAACCAACUUCAGCUCAUAAAGCUUUAUAA